UUCACGCUUGUGACUCACCGACUAAAGCAAGCUCCUCUGGGUUAUGAUGAAUUCAUUCUAAAGAUGACUAUGUGCUAGAGAUCUAAUUGCAGCCGAACUGGACAAUUUUGAGAUAUCGAAGCAACUCUGUUUUAUCUACAUAUCUGAGAGUAUAAAGGAAGAUAUAUUACUUUUAAUUUUAAAUUAGUAAAUUAUUCAAUAUUCAAACAUAUUUUGGGGUAAGUUAUCUUACAUAUAAACGGACAGAAGCGGCGAAUGAAGUCGUCAAGCGUUGAUCCAUCGGGAAGUUGACAGUAAUUGAAGUGAAAUCGACCUAAACAUGAUAUCUCGUCAGAGUAAAGAUUUUCUCGUAAGGAUCGCCGGUUACUGGAAGCCGCUUUUCAAAGGCAGGUUUCUGAUCGUGACGAACACGGUGAGCUGCGGAGGAAUGUUGGCGGCGGGCGACUUCAUCCAGCAGACGCGCGAGACGCGGAGGACGCCCGGCCGAACACGUGACUGGUCGCGUACAGGUUGUAUGUUUGCCGUCGGAUGCUCUAUGGGUCCCUUCAUGCACUACUGGUAUCUGUGGCUGGACAAAUACUUUCUAGGCACAGGCAUCAAUAAUGUCUGCAAGAAAGUGCUUACUGAUCAGCUGGUUGCAUCGCCAGCACUGGGAGCCUGGUACUUUCUAGGUAUGGGUAUGAUGGAGGGUCACACUUUGUCUGAGGCACAAGCAGAAUUCAGAGACAAAUUCUGGGAGUUUUACAAGGCAGAUUGGUGUGUUUGGCCAGCAGCUCAAAUGGUAAACUUCUACUUCUUGCCACCCAAGUUUCGUGUCCUUUAUGUGAAUAUAAUUACCCUGGGAUGGGACACUUACCUCUCCUACCUCAAACACAGAGUAUAGAGACCACAUCAGAAGCUGAGUGAACUGCCUGAAUAUGUCUGAAGAAAGAGAAUAUUUAGAAAUACUGCUACAAUCCCGAGACUUUUAAUGGACAGCUUUUUGUUUUUAAAUUUCAUAUAAUUUUCUCCAGUAAUAUCAGGUACUUUGGCAAAAAGAAAUAAGGUUACUUGCCAUUGCUAUCUUAUAUAUAAUUUUAUAUAUUCUAAUAAUGGUAUAGAAUACAGUUUUUAUAGUAAUCUAUAGUUAAAAUAAUCAUGUUAUUAAUCAGUAAUUGCUGAUAUAAUUUUCAUAUACAUUGGAGAAAUGUAUGCAUGAUUGUUACUAUUGAUCUUAUGUUCAGAAAUUGCCUUCACACGUAAAUUUUUGCCUAAUUAUUUUUUUUUAUGAUAAAUAUAUUCGUUGAAUAGAACUUUUGAUGUCUGCUUUGUCAUUAUGUGAAACUACUUGAAAUUGUGAUUUUUUUAAUGAAAGAAAAUAAAAUAUUUUUUUGUGUGUUGAAUAUUACUAUAAA
Molecule: messenger RNA, 1394 nt
Organism: Carassius gibelio (silver crucian carp)
Lineage: Eukaryota; Metazoa; Chordata; Actinopteri; Cypriniformes; Cyprinidae
Product: mpv17-like protein 2
Exons: 5
Coding region: 320-883 (187 amino acids)
Biological process (GO): mitochondrial ribosome assembly
Cellular component (GO): cytoplasm; membrane
Source: RefSeq, a predicted model, not a curated record